AUGCGUCCCAAUGCCUAUGUCGGCCAUGCCAAACGGACACAGAACUUGGCGAAUCUCCCUCCAUAUCAGGCCGAACUUGUCCGUGAAGUCGCCCGCGAAGUCCGUGACUUAGACCGCGAUGUCGCUAGUCUUCUUGAGCCCUUCCAGGGCUCCUUCGAUCCCAACGCCGACCAGGCAACAGCGUGCACGCUCCUCGUCAACCACUUGUCCAUGAGGCGAAACAAGCGGUGUCUGCUUGCGUACCACAAGACGAGGACCGACAAGCUCGAGGAACUGGUCUGGAGCGGCGCAGACUUGAUUGACCUGUCCGGACAGCAGCUCAGGGAAGGGGCUGGACCUGGUUCUGGUGGGGCUGCCUUGCGCUCUGGCGACUCGGGGACCAGCAGUCUCAGUCCACAAGAGGAGGACUAUGUGAGGCAAUUUGGUGAUCUACUGGCGGCAUACAAGGGGCAGUGGACCGAUAUCGAUCUCACCGGAAGUCUCGAGCCUCCGCGAGACUUGUUCAUCGACGUGCGGGUGCUCAAGGAUGCGGGCGAGAUCCAGACUGAAUACGGUGCCAUUACUUUGACCAAGAACAGCCAGUUCUACGUUCGACAGGGAGACGUAGAACGACUUAUUGCCCAGGGUUACCUCCAGAAGCUGGGUUAA
This is a messenger RNA of Diaporthe amygdali, 648 nucleotides long. RefSeq names its product dna replication complex gins protein psf1. The coding region runs from base 1 to 648 and encodes 215 amino acids. Lineage: Eukaryota; Fungi; Ascomycota; Sordariomycetes; Diaporthales; Diaporthaceae. Gene Ontology annotation, biological process: DNA strand elongation involved in mitotic DNA replication; DNA replication. The transcript is spliced from 3 exons. Gene Ontology annotation, cellular component: GINS complex. The record is from RefSeq and is a predicted model, not a curated record.